This is a messenger RNA of Solenopsis invicta (red fire ant), 1954 nucleotides long. RefSeq names its product probable actin-related protein 2/3 complex subunit 2 (gene Arpc2). NCBI's taxonomy places the organism in Eukaryota, Metazoa, Arthropoda, Insecta, Hymenoptera, Formicidae. Gene Ontology annotation, molecular function: structural constituent of cytoskeleton; actin filament binding. Gene Ontology annotation, cellular component: Arp2/3 protein complex; actin cytoskeleton. The transcript has 7 exons. Gene Ontology annotation, biological process: Arp2/3 complex-mediated actin nucleation; actin filament polymerization. The coding region runs from base 135 to 1055 and encodes 306 amino acids. The record is from RefSeq and is a predicted model, not a curated record.
GCGGGCAUUAGUUGACGGCGUGCAUACACACGCACGGAUGACAAAUCCGUCGCGGUUUUCCGCUAUCUGCCCGUGAAUAUAAUCGUUAUCGCCACGUAUCGUGCAUCGACUCCUCUCGCCGAGGCGUAGUAAUCAUGAUCCUGCUCGAGAUACACAACAGGAUACUCGAGGAAACGUUGACGAACAAAGUCAAGAAUUCUCAAUCGGGACAUAAGCAGGAAUCGACAGAUGUCGUCAUAGCAGACUUUGAUGGGGUACUGUUUCACAUUUCAAACCUCAGUGGAGACAAGUCAAAGCUUAGAAUUAGUAUCUUGCUCAAAUUUUAUAAACAGUUGCAAGAGCAUGGCGCAGACGAAUUGCUCAAACGAGAGUACGGGUCUCAUCUUAUUGCACCAGAGAGCGGUUAUAAUGUGUCGGUACUCAUAGAUCUAGAAAAAUUGCCAGAUGACUGGGAGGCGUUAGUGAGAAAAGUUGCCUUGCUGAAGAGGCAUUGCUUCGCCAGUGUCUUUGAGAAAUACUUUGACUUCCAGGAACAGUACUGUGACUCUUCAGGCAAGCCAGUACAGAAGAGGGCUGUAAUUCAAUAUCGAGAUGAGGAAACAAUGUAUGUGGAGGCUAAGAGCGACAGGGUCACCGUGGUGUUCAGUACGAUAUUCAAGGAUGAGGAUGAUAUGGUCAUUGGGAAACUGUUUCUUCAGGAACUGAAGGAAGGCAGGCGUGCGAGUCACACUGCUCCGCAAGUAUUGUUCAACCACCGUGAGCCGCCGUUAGAGUUGCAGGAUUCUGAAGCGGCGGUCGGAGAUUGUAUUGGAUACAUCACAUUCGUACUGUUUCCACGCCACACCAAUCGGGAGGCUCGCGACAACACCAUCGACCUGAUACACAUGUUUAGGAAUUAUCUGCACUAUCAUAUCAAGUGCAGUAAAGUUUACAUUCACUCGAGAAUGCGUACCAAAACGACGGACUUUCUCAAGGUGUUGAACAGAGCGAGAUCCCAAUCCAAAAGUACCGAGAAGAAGACUAUCACGGGUCGAACAUUUAUCAGGAAAGAAUGAACAUGCCGUAGGCGCGAAAGUAUUAACACUUUUCAAGAGGCAAGAGCAAAGGAUUAUUACGCGGCUAGUGCGGAAACAUCCUGCGAGCGAGAUUCCCUAUCCUCGGAAGGCAUCUUCCAACUUGUGUGUUAUCGGCGAGUGUUAUCGGACCUUUGAGUUUCAACCUGUCUCAAACAGUGUUCUAUAUUUCGGAACGCCGCGUUAAAUGAUUAAGGAAGUAAGUGAAAAGGAGAAUCGGUUUUGCACGUCGGUUCAGCACGAUUAUGCCUCAAUUAUCCGGAAAGGGAUUAUUCGAAGACGCCGGAGUUGCAUCUGUGUGUCUGAUGGUUGACAGUUACUGCUAUUAGGAAAAAUAUCGCUCGUUGCAAAACGUUUUACCAAUUUUACAGUGAUCUAUGGUUCAAGUACAGUACCGCUUCUCAAGAGGUUUGAAUUCGGUUGCAUAUUACAAUGGUUGUUACUACGAACAAUUUAUUAUACGUUAGGACAUUUUGAACUACGUCUGGCGCUUUGGACGCGAGUACAUCGAAUACAGAUUAGCAUUAUGGUGAUACAUCUCGGAUGAAAUCACAAAAUAUCUUUUUGAAAGAACGUUAGAAAUAUGUUUACAUUCUCAGUUUGAGUCUGUGAUUAUAUCUUGUCGCAGGAACUUUUUCGGACAACAUUAUUCGAAUCGCCAGAGGUAAUUAAAAAGUAUUUAAUGAGAGAAAAGUAAUGAAUUAAUAAUUUUACUUUUCGCAUUGUGCAUUUUAGCUCGAUGAAAGCAGAUUAUCGAGCGGACGAUUACUGUUAAAUAGCGCAAUUGUUCCCUUUUUCGAUAUUUUUAUCGUCUACUUAACGACUAUACAUCCGAUUAUUGUGAGAGAUUAAAAAAAAAAUAAAACGACAUUAACAAUCUA